ACACUAUUUCAAUUCAAACUCCACCUUGUUCCAGAACCCCCCAUCUCUCUUCUAGGGUUUCUUUUUUACUCUCGAUCUUCCUUCUACUUUAAACUCCCACCCGUUAGAUUUUAAACCUACCAAUGGCAGCGCCGGCCGUCUCUCAACCUCGCUCCAUAUCUUCCAAAACCGAGUCCUAUGUUGACAACAAGCGCAAAGAAGACAUCCGUCAGGCCAACAUCUUGGCAGCUCGCGCUGUGGCUGACGCCGUUCGUACCAGUCUCGGGCCCAAGGGUAUGGACAAGAUGAUCUCCACUGCCAGCGGCGAGGUCAUCAUCACAAAUGACGGUGCAACGAUCCUGAACAAAAUGGAAGUCCUUCAGCCAGCCGCCAAGAUGCUCGUCGAGCUCUCCAAGUCUCAGGAUGCCGCUGCCGGUGACGGCACCACCACUGUCGUUGUCAUCGCUGGCGCAUUUUUGAAACAGUGCUUCACUCUGUUGUCUAACGGAAUUCAUCCGACAGUUAUUUCGGACUCUCUUCACAAGGCUGCAAUUAAAGCCGUUGAUGUAUUAACGGCGAUGGCUGUUCCAGUAGAAUUAACUGACCGUGAGAGUUUGAUUAAAUCGGCGAGUACUUCGUUAAAUAGUAAGGUUGUGAGUCAGUACUCUACGUUGCUAGCGCCAUUAGCUGUUGACGCUGUUUUGACGGUGGUGGAUCCCGCCAAACCAGAUUUAGUUGAUUUGAGAGAUAUUAAGAUAGUGAAGAAAUUAGGAGGGACAGUUGAUGAUACUGAGAUGGUCAAAGGUUUAGUUUUUGAUAAGAAAGUGAGUCAUGCGGCAGGCGGACCCACGCGUGUCGAGAACGCAAAAAUUGCGGUGAUUCAGUUUCAGAUUUCGCCGCCGAAGACUGACAUUGAGCAGAGCAUUGUGGUUUCCGAUUAUACGCAGAUGGAUAGGAUUUUGAAGGAGGAGAGGAAUUAUAUAUUGGGAAUGAUUAAGAAGAUCAAAGCCACUGGGUGUAAUGUGUUGUUGAUUCAAAAGAGUAUUUUGAGAGAUGCUGUGACAGAUUUAUCAUUGCAUUAUCUGGCGAAAUCCAAGAUCUUGGUGGUUAAAGAUGUAGAGAGGGAUGAGAUUGAGUUUAUCACUAAGACUUUGAAUUGCUUGCCCAUUGCUAAUAUUGAUCAUUUCCGUGCUGAGAAGUUAGGGUAUGCAGAUUUGGUGGAGGAGGUGUCGCUAGGAGAUGGGAAAAUUGUGAAGAUUACUGGGAUUAAGGAUAUGGGUAGGACUACGACUGUACUUGUUCGUGGGUCGAAUCAGUUAGUGAUCGAUGAGGCUGAGAGGAGUUUGCACGAUGCUUUGUGUGUAGUUAGGUGUUUGGUGAAUAAAAGGUUUUUGAUUGCAGGUGGUGGUGCACCAGAGAUUGAACUUUCGAGGCAGCUAGGUGCGUGGGCAAAGGUAUUGCAUGGAAUGGAAGGGUAUUGUGUGAGGUCAUUUGCAGAGGCACUUGAAGUUAUUCCCUACACUUUGGCUGAGAAUGCGGGGUUGAAUCCAAUUGCCAUUGUGACUGAGUUGAGGAACAGGCAUGCGCAGGGGGAGAUCAAUGCUGGUAUCAAUGUGAGGAAGGGGCAGAUUACAAAUAUUUUGGAGGAGAAUGUGGUGCAGCCGCUGCUUGUGAGCACUAGUGCAAUUACACUGGCAACAGAGUGUGUUCGGAUGAUUUUGAAGAUUGAUGACAUUGUUACAGUGCGAUAGUUUGAAUCCAAAUACGGAAAUUUGAUUUGGUGUUUAUGUUUUGGGCUUGUGUGCUAUCUAUAUUAGUAAGUCAUCUGUUUUAGGGUUGCCUGUGGUGUAAUAUCUUUUAGGAUUGAUUGUGGUGAAGAAUUUUGACUGCCUUUGUCACCAAAUCUUUGGUUUAAAUUUGGAUUUUAUGUUCUCUUCA
Molecule: messenger RNA, 1917 nt
Organism: Pistacia vera
Lineage: Eukaryota; Viridiplantae; Streptophyta; Magnoliopsida; Sapindales; Anacardiaceae
Product: T-complex protein 1 subunit delta
Exons: 1
Coding region: 123-1730 (535 amino acids)
Biological process (GO): protein folding
Cellular component (GO): chaperonin-containing T-complex
Molecular function (GO): ATP-dependent protein folding chaperone; ATP binding; ATP hydrolysis activity
Source: RefSeq, a predicted model, not a curated record